GAGGAAGAAGGGAGAGAGGAUACAGACAGCACUGCAGGAAGGAACACCCACCAAGCAGCAGCGGCGACAAAGGGGGCUGAACCUUUGAGCUCCUGCUUGCAAACGAACGUGCAAGGGGAGGUGGCAGGGAAGGCCACUGCUGGGUAGCUGCCUGGUGCAAGACCAUGUCUGCUCCAAAGCAAAGGGAGGCCACGGUGAAGGCCGUGAUCUUCCUGGCAAACGGAGACGAGUGCCGGUGCAUCCGGAUGGCAGAGACAGCCACCAUUCAGGAUCUUGUUGACCACAUGUUGCGAGUUCAAGACGACUGGGCUGAGAUUAACGUGGAUGGCCAGAAGCCGCUGUCCUUCAAAGCUGGUGAGGACAGCAGCACGGAUGAUGUCCGUGACAGGUAUGCCAUCGUUGAAGUGUGCACGCCUGCCGGUGGCGAUGCCCCGAGAGAGCGGUUCCUGCCCAAGGACAUGCGGCUGGACGAUCCCCAGAUGCGACCUGUUCGACAGGCGUGGGAGCGCAUCAUGUUCAGGCAACUGAGGGCGCAGUUUGCGCGCGCGUUCGGGCGAUCAGCGCAGGGCCAGGACAACGGGAAAGGCAAAAGCAAGGCCGCAAAGAAGAGAGCACAGCAGCAGCGACAGCAACAGCAGCGGCAGCAGCGAGAACAGCUGUUGCAGGCGCGGCGCCAAGCCAAGGGGAAAGGGGGGAAGAAGGGCGGAGCUAGCGACUACUGGUUCAUAUCCCCUGUCCCCUCCAACCCAAAGACACAGGACGUGCGGCUCAAGUUUGUUGAUCGCGACGACUACGAGGUGGUGAAGGACAAGGAAGGGUGGCUGGACGUGAAGGAGAACGGCAAGAGGCGUUCGCGGUGGGUUGUGUACCAAGAGGAUACACUCAUGCUGUACAAGGACCCCGACGAUGACGAGCCGGCAUUUGUCCUCAAGGACGUCGCUGACUGCGAAUUCAACACAAAGAAGGCUGCACCCGCCAGCCGCGUUCUCAAGCUCAAGUCCGGGAUUGUCGACUCCAUCCCCGAAUACACGGAGGAGGAAGAAGAGCGGGACAUUACAGAGGCGCUGUCGCUGGCGAAACUGCAGCGUGGGGCCGGCGACGGCGGCUAUCUCACCAUCGAGCAGCUCAAAAGCGGCACCAGUAGCAGCAGCAAGCCGACUUCCGCGGGCACAGACGACGUGGAGGACGUUUAUUUGUCGCUGGAUGACGUGGACUAUGACGAUGUGAUGAUGAAUGAAGAAGGCGACUACUUGACGGUUGACACGCUGCGGGAGUUGGCAGAGGAUGCCGGGUACCUGAGUGUGGACGAGAUGAACAGACUCGCAAACGACCAAGGCGACUACCUGGAUGUUGUUGCCAUCCGGCAGCUGGCGCGCGACGCGGGCUAUCUGAGCGUGAAUGAAAUGCGUGACUUGAUGGAGGACGACUACAUGACCGUGGACGAAAUGCACGAGCUCGCAACGCAAUGAUGCAAUUAUGCAAUUAUGCAAUGAUGCAAUACACGUGUACACAUGGCCGUGCGUGCUGUCAGUGUUGACACCAUGUGCGUGUGUACGUGUGCUCUUCCCUGUGCGUGUUCCCUCCCCAUCAUCAAGUUAUAUCUUCUCUGUUUUCGCAUUCUAUGUGUCUUGGGGUUGUGGGUGGCGACACGUGAUGUGACAUGACUUCAAACAGAAGCACGCAAGUGUGCGCUUCUGUACCGCAACAACUUAUUCCACGUCUGCUGCCCCUGCUCUCUCGCUUGCUUCCUCGCGUGCAAUCACAUGUGCUUUUACGACAGGUUUGGAAAAGAAGAAAAAAAGAAUGGAAAUGCAAACCAC
Salpingoeca rosetta is the source of this 1820-nucleotide messenger RNA. RefSeq lists its product as uncharacterized. NCBI's taxonomy places the organism in Eukaryota, Choanoflagellata, Craspedida, Salpingoecidae. The record is from RefSeq and is a predicted model, not a curated record. The coding region runs from base 165 to 1469 and encodes 434 amino acids. The transcript has 9 exons.